CCGUGGAUUCGCGUGACGUAACCCCGGUAUACGCCAUCGCCGUAGCCUCCUCGCCGAUUCGUGGUCGUUUAGGGAUUGGCGUCGAUGUGUUGGUUCGCUCGGCAACCAACCAGCCAUCCACCUACCUACCUACCUACCUAGCUACCUCUUUCCCCACCCCCUUGCCCCUCGAUCCGUACCAUCCCCCCGUGGACCUGCCACCGGACCAUGUCGACCGUAUCGGGGAACGACCCAUGAUUCUCCGUGAUGUGGCUACGGACAGGAGAGAUAGCUGCUCCGGCAGCCAGUCGGGCAACAACCCCUAUAUGCGCAUACACGGACGAACAGAGGCACGUACACACGCGCAUACAUAUAUACAUGUACACACUCGUGCAUACACACUCCUAUAUAUACACACGUAGACGCGGACACGGACACGAGAUCGCGAGUACGCCCUUCCCGACGAGAGAGAGAUGAGUAGGUACGUCGAGGCUCGAAGCCACCCCGUCACGGAGAAUGCUUCGGGACUUCGCGCGACCUCGUCGGCGCCGCGUCGGGACCACGAGCUCGGCUGUCCGUCUGGCGAUGCUCGACUUUUAAUCAGCUGCGAAGGAGAUGGGCACAGGAGACAGAUUGCUCGAUAUACUGUGUGAUGUAUGCGGUGACCGUAGUUCUGGGAAACACUACGGCAUCUAUAGUUGCGACGGUUGUUCGGGAUUUUUCAAACGAAGUAUACACAGUAAUCGAGAAUAUAUCUGCAAAGCCCAAGGAGCCAAGAAAGGACGCUGUCCCAUCGACAAAACCCAUAGGAAUCAAUGUCGUGCUUGCCGUCUCGCUAAGUGUUUUGAAGCUAACAUGAACAAGGACGUACAACAUGAACGCGGACCGAGGAAACCGAAGCCCCAUUCGAUUAUCUCGGAGAAGCAACAUCAGCAACAAUCGUCGAUUGUCACACAAUUGUCCCCUCAUUCUGGAGGUCCGGUGCACAAUGAUCGAUUAAGACCAGCACUCGCUCCUCCGUACGUCCUAUCACCACACAGAAGGUUAAGGUGCGACCAAAGAUUCACGCCUUACCCACGACCGAUGGCGCUGGUACAGAAACCGCCGGAGGAAUCACCAUCCCCCGUACCGCUGGUCUUACCGCACCCUCGCACGACCACGACUCUCUAUCAGGCGGCCACGACUGUCUCCUUGGCGUCGCAACCUUCUCUCCUGCAGAUAUUAAUGUCCGCCGAGGAAUGUCAGGAGUUGGUUUGGAACGCACGACUGCAACCCACGACAGAGUAUCCGAUAGAGCAGAUGGAAACGGAAACGAGUCACAGUCCGACGGGCACGGUACAGAGUCUUAGUCCGACCUGGGAGAUGCUGCAGGAAACAACGGCUCGGCUGUUAUUCAUGGCUGUUAGAUGGGUGCGAUGUUUACCACCCUUCCAAACGAUAUCAAAAGAUGAUCAGUUGCUGCUGCUGGAACGAUCCUGGACGCAACUGUUUCUCUUGCAUUUAGCACAAUGGUCUAUCUCUUGGGACAUCACCGCGCUUCUCGAAGACGAACAAGUGCGCAGCAGGCUUCCCGCGGACGAUAAUCCGACGAAUCAGGAACUCGUUCUUAUUCAGGCAAUAAUAUGCCGAUUCAGGCAACUGUCCCCCGAUUUCGGCGAAUGCGGCUGCAUGAAGGCAGUGGCUUUGUUUACGCCAGAGACAGUGGGGCUGCAUGCGGUUCAGCCCAUUGAAAUACUGCAAGAUCAGGCGCAACGUAUCCUGGUGGAUUACACGAGAUCACGGUAUCCGCAGCAACCGGGCAGAAUUGGGAGGCUAAUGAUACUGGUUGGAUACCUCAGGUGUGUCUCCUCCAAGACCGUUGAGCGUCUGUUUUUUCAUGAAACCAUCGGGGAAAUACCGAUUUCGCGAUUGCUAGUCGAUAUGUACCAGAUGGAAAAAUACAUCAACUAAGGCGCAUUUGCAUCUCACCUCGCG
Molecule: messenger RNA, 1953 nt
Organism: Harpegnathos saltator (Jerdon's jumping ant)
Lineage: Eukaryota; Metazoa; Arthropoda; Insecta; Hymenoptera; Formicidae
Product: nuclear receptor subfamily 2 group E member 1
Exons: 9
Coding region: 595-1929 (444 amino acids)
Biological process (GO): regulation of DNA-templated transcription
Molecular function (GO): DNA-binding transcription factor activity; sequence-specific DNA binding; zinc ion binding
Source: RefSeq, a predicted model, not a curated record